CGCAACAGAAUCCCCGGCGGAAGCACACGAUGGCCGGAACCAACGCGGCGGAUUCGAGUCUCUACCAGGUGUUGGUGGAAUGGUGCCAGAGGAUGGAGACGAGUCAGGCGAGGCUGAGGGAGGACGUGGAUGAUCUGUUGAACCAGGAGGAGAGGAGGAUCGGAAUCGAGGCGGCGCCGGAGGCUGAUGAUGACGUGGAGGAGGCGGAGGAGGCUUGGGAUAGUCCGUCGGCGACUUGGGAGAGAGCUGUGUCGGGGUUUUACUUCGCCGAUAGUGCGUAUCGGACUUUGAUGGAUUCCAUGGGGCAUGCGAUCCAUGUAACGUCCGCUGGUUCGGGAGAGAUUACAUUCUGGAGUCGAUCAGCUGAGAAUCUUUACCACUGGUAUGCGGAGGAAGUUGUUGGAUACAGAACGAUUGAUGUGCUUGUAACCGAGGAGUAUCGUAACUGCCUCAUGAGUAUCAGGAACAGGGUAUGCCGGGGGGAGACUUGGACUGGUCAAUUUCCGUUUCAGAAGAAAACAGGAGAGUUAUUCAUGGCACUGGUGACUAAAAGCCCUAUUUAUGAAGACGGGGAGCUUGUUGGUGUUGUUACUGUUUCAAGCGAUGCGACGCUGUUUAAUAGGAUGCAUCCGUUGAGUAGUGAGCAUCAUCAACAAGCGUUUGGUAAUAGUAGACCUGAAUCGAAUUUGAGGAAGCACCAGUGGCACCUCCCGAGGCCUCAGAUAGUUGAAGUGCCGCAGAAUCUUCCAGCUGUUCCGCAGAUUACAUCAGCUGUUUCAAACCUGGCGUCGAAGCUUCUACCACAGAGAAAUGGAGAUGAUUCCUUUAAUGCAAAUCAGAGUUCUAGGAGCAGAGAUGAAAAUGUUCCGGUUGUUGCCUCCACAACUUUCGAAAAGUACGGUUCAAUGGCGGAUAAGUUUCUGGGGAAGCUGCAAAGGAAGAUUACUGGCAGCCAAGGAAAAGAAGAUAACGAGCCUAUCUUAGGAAGUGGAAUAAAUAAGAUGGCUGGGGGUAGUGGAUCUGUUUCUAGGGCUUCUAAUGGAGUUAGCGGCACGACCUUCAGAGACAAUGGCAAUGGAAAGCUAAAACAGUCUGAAACUAGAUUGUCCGAUGCCUACGGGAGUGGAGCUACUCGAGGUUUUACUGAAGAGAGACAGUUAGUACCACCUGCUAGAGACCGUUUUCAGUUUAUUGGGAAUCUGAGUCAAAAGAAACCACCAAAAGGACCAGAGUGUGGUUUGGUUUCUGGCAGGGGAACAAGAAUGUCGGACUUAAACGGUGAGAUAGAAGAUGCUUGGACUGCUCGGCCUAGUGCUGAUCCCUUUCCAGGCCUUGAAGUCAGCGUUGGUAGGCAACAAAGCCCAUCGAGCCAAGUGAAUAAUGGAUUUGUCACCGACUCCUCGUGUGAGAUACGGUGGGAAGAUCUUCAACUUGGGGAAGAAGUUGGACGAGGUUCAUUUGCUGCUGUUCAUCGAGGAGUUUGGAAUGGAUCGGAUGUUGCUAUUAAGGUUUACUUUGAGGGUGAUCACAACGCGAUGACUUGGACGGAAUGCAAAAAGGAGAUCAACAUUAUGAAGAAACUGAGACAUCCGAAUGUGCUGUUAUUUAUGGGAGCAGUAUGCUCCGAAGAAAAAUCUGCCAUAGUCAUGGAGUAUCUGCCAAGAGGGAGUCUCUUCAAAAUACUUCAUAGUUCGAAUCAGCCACUGGACAAGAAGCGUCGUUUGAGGAUGGCCCUUGAUGUUGCUAGGGGAAUGAAUUACUUGCACCGAAGGAAUCCUCCAAUAGUACAUAGAGACUUGAAAUCUUCCAAUCUUCUAGUCGACAGAAACUGGAAUGUCAAGGUUGGAGACUUUGGGCUGUCAAAGUGGAAGAACGCAACAUUCUUAAGCACUAGAUCCGGGAAAGGAACACCACAGUGGAUGGCCCCUGAAGUUCUAAGGAGUGAACCUUCGAAUGAGAAGUGUGAUGUGUUCAGCUUUGGAGUCAUCUUAUGGGAGCUAAUGACUACUUUAAUACCAUGGGACCGUCUAAACUCUAUCCAGGUUGUUGGAGUUGUGGGAUUCAUGGACCGACGGCUGGACUUGCCUGAAGGAUUAAAUCCUCGUAUCGCAUCCAUAAUACAGGAUUGUUGGCAAACUGAUCCAGCAAAACGACCGUCCUUUGAGGAAAUAAUAAGUAGGAUGAUGAGCCUGUUCCGCAAAGCGGGGUCGAGUGCACAGGAAGACGAGGAUUGAGAAGGUCAAAAUGGCUCAUGGUUAGAGGGUGGUUCACGCAAAGCAAAGGACGUGAACAAAGGAAAACUAUACUUCUGAUAAGUUAAUAUGAUAUACAAUGUGUCUCGUUGUAUUAUUAUGUGCUAAUUAUAUAUUCACCAAAUCUUCCAAAGUGUAGAAUAGCUAAAAAAAAGGCUCCAUCAAAAAAAAAAAAGAAAAAAAAGGCAUUCAAGUUGGUUUGUCUUUUACAGUUUUGGAAAAUGUAUUAUUCAACAAAAUCUCCGGUUACUCUUGGUUCAAUUUGCGAUCAAAUUUGGUUUCGGUUCUGUUUAUUCAGUACAAAAAAACAUAUCACA
This is a messenger RNA of Eruca vesicaria subsp. sativa (arugula), 2569 nucleotides long. Lineage: Eukaryota; Viridiplantae; Streptophyta; Magnoliopsida; Brassicales; Brassicaceae. The record is from the annotation of a GenBank genome assembly.